CUGUUGCGUCUACAAGCGCUGUCGUGACUGGAGCAGAGGCAAACAGAGAGGAUCUGAGUCAGAAUCCAAAAAAACACCAAAAGGAGAACAGAAACUCUGACUUGUCGUCUCUCUCUGUCUCUCAGUGUGUGUGUUUGAGAGUUUGUUAGAUGUGUCUGAGUUCUCGUCUGAUUCUUCUGUGGGGGACCUGUCAUUGAAGACAGGAGGCACCUUGACAGCAAACAAGAGGCCGGAGAGAACCUGACAGACAGCGCAAAAGGAGGAAAGAGGGAGGAAGGGAAGAUGAGAAAGUGACAGGCUGGAUCGUUGCUUUUGAACGGUAGCAGAACCAAAGAGAGGUCACCAAGACUACACGUCCCAGCAUCCUACAGGCCCCAGAUCUGAUUGGAUGGUUUUGUCAGAAUGACAGCCGAAGAUCCUGCUUCCUCCUCAACCAUGAGCAAUAACGCUGCCCCUGCCAAACCCUCCAAACCAGCUGGUGCCUAUCAUGGACAGAUCAACAUCCCUGAAGGUGUUGCAGGUGCUCCAAAUGAGGCCGCACUGGUGUCCCUGAUGGAGCGCACUGGCUACAGUAUGGUCCAGGAAAAUGGUCAGCGUAAAUACGGCCCUCCUCCUGGUUGGAAUGCUCAGUCUCCACCACGGGGAUGUGAAAUUUUUGUGGGCAAGAUCCCAAGGGACGUUUACGAGGAUGAGCUGGUCCCAGUGUUUGAGUCCGUUGGACGCAUCUAUGAGAUGCGGCUGAUGAUGGACUUUGACGGGAAGAACAGAGGGUACGCAUUUGUGAUGUACACAGAGAAACAUGAGGCCAAGCGUGCUGUGCGUGAGCUCAACAACUAUGAGGUGCGGCCCGGGCGGCUGCUGGGAGUCUGCUCCUCUGUGGACAACUGCCGUCUUUUCAUUGGUGGCAUCCCCAAAACCAAAAAGCGUGAGGAGAUCCUGGAGGAGGUCUCCAAGGUGACGGAAGGGGUACUGGAUGUGAUAGUUUAUGCCAGCGCUGCAGACAAGAUGAAAAACAGAGGCUUUGCCUUUGUAGAGUAUGAGUCACACCGUGCAGCUGCCAUGGCUCGCAGGAAGUUGAUGCCUGGACGUAUUCAGCUUUGGGGCCACCAGAUUGCAGUGGACUGGGCUGAACCAGAGAUUGAUGUGGACGAAGACGUCAUGGAGACAGUGAAGAUCCUCUACGUCAGGAAUCUUAUGAUGGAGACCAGCGAGGAGACAAUCAGACAGGUAUUCAGUCAGUGGAAUCCUGGAUGUGUCGAACGUGUGAAGAAAAUCCGUGACUACGCAUUCGUCCACUUCACCUCCCGAGACGAUGCUGUCAUGGCCAUGGACCACCUCAACGGCACAGAGGUGGAAGGGUCUUGCAUCGAGGUGACACUCGCCAAGCCAGUAGAUAAAGAGCAGUACUCACGUCAGAAGGCCUCCAAGGGUGCUUCUGCCACUCCAGAGCCUACUCAGCAAAACUACGUCUACCAGUGUGAUCCCUACACAUUGGCCUACUAUGGUUAUCCCUACAACACUCUCAUUGGACCCAACAGGGACUAUUUCGUCAAAGGAUCCCCAAUGAUACAGAACAAUGCAGGUACUGUGCGAGGUCGUGGUCGUGCUGCUGCAGGUAACCGUACCCCUGGACCACGGGGGUCGUACCUGGGGGGUUACUCUGCCGGUCGUGGCAUCUACAGCCGCUACCAUGAGGGCAAGACCAAGCAGCCCGAAAAGCCCUAUGAGCUGAUGCCCAGUCUGGAGCUCGCUGCCUCCGUCAACCCCGUUGGCAUCAAACCUGGCACAAUGGCAUUGCCGACUCUGGGUGGGCAGUACCCAGUGUUCAGCACGGCUCCUGCAGCCAAGCUGAUGGAGGAGGGGAAGGUGCACACGGUGGAGCACCUUAUCAACCCUCUGGCCAUGCAACACCCGGAGCACACCACUGCUACUGCUGCUGCCGCCACCGUCCUACCUGCAGUCUCCACCCCUCCACCUUUCCAGGGCCGUCCCAUCACUCCCGUUUAUGCCAUGGCCCAUAACGUACAGCGUAUCCCAGCAGCUGGUGGCCUGUACGGAGCAGGAUACGUGCCCAUCACAAACUACGCUGCCAACACAGCAGCUCUGGCCGCUCUGCAGAAGAACGCAGCGGUGGCGGCUGCAGCGUACGGGGGUUACGCAGGCUAUGCGGUGCCACAGGCGUUCCCUGCCACCGCCUUCCAGCUGCCAAUCCAUGAUGUCUACCAGACAUAUUGAUUCUGAGGGGCAGACCACGAAAAAAAAAAGGUUAUCCCCCUGCCUGAGACUGAACCACCAUGUCUAUCCCAUCUACAUCACUUGAAUUUGUGACCAUCCAAAAGCUCUACAGGAAGGAAAAAACAGACAAAUAAUGACAUCGCACAUCUGUCGCGCCUCAGUGUCUGUUGGACACAAUGCAAAGUUAUACAGCAUCACUGUAGUCCACUUACUGAGGAGCCCUACCUGUAUGUGGUGACAAUCAUCCCGAAACAAUAAGCAUUAACUCAUAACAACAUCCAUCUCUCUGUCUCACUCUCUCUCUGUGUCUCUGACCCCCACCACCUUGUUGCUAUGGCAACAGAAACACUGAAGGUACAUUCAAGUAUUUAUGAAGAGAAGGUAUAUUUAAGGUUUUAUUCUCUGUAGGUUUCUCUUAAUAAUGGAGUGAUAUUUGUCCUCUGAAGCAGGAAAGAUAAACCUUCACACUGUCAACUUUUUUUAACAACGGGGGGCAAAAAGAAAGAAUUGCAAAAAAGUAAAAGUACAACAGGAACUACUGACAAGAGAGAAUGCCACUGAAGAUGUUUGGAUCUACUAAUGUUUUGUUUUCAUUAAUAUAUAGUAUUUUAGCCAAUUUGACAUGCUGUAGGUGAUGCUGUCCGUCCGUGCUGGUUGAAUGUGUAAGCUUCAAACAUGCCUGUUUGGUACUUUUUGGUUUUAUUUUUUAGUUUUAUUUGUGUAUUUGGUUGUUUUAAAUGAAGGUUUCUAAGUGUUCAUUUGCUUUUAAUUAGUUUGCUUGUUCUUUAAUGUUUGGAAACAUAUUAUCUUGGUUUGUUUGAAGAAAAAGUUGCCAGCUAAGUAAUAUUACUGUGGAGAUUCCCUGGGGAACAAAGAAAACUGGAAAUGUUUUGGAUUAAUGUGUAAGCCUGGCAGACAUCGACACCGUAUAUGUGGAGAUGUUUCCCAUCCUCAGAAACUGCGCUGACAGGGGACUCAGACUGAACAGAUCUUAAUUCUUCUAUUUUCUCUUUUAUGUAUGUGUCUUUAUUAUUGUGUUUUUGAUUUUUUUUUUUUUACUCUUGACAGGUGAACAAAUAUGGACAGAAAUGAGAGGCGAUUUUUCCUGUGUGGGCCAGACAACUCUGCCACUUAAAGUGCUCCUGCAUUUGCCAAUGCUAACCAAAAAAAAAAAAACUUAAAGGGAUAAUUCAGGUUUUUUUAAGUGGGGUUGCAUGGGGUACACAUCCAUAGACAGUUUAUUACAAACAGUUAAUGUCAGUCCACACGCACCCAGUUUGGAGAAGCAGUCUGACAUGCUUAGCAAUCUACUGCUGUGGAUGGGGGCCAGCAACAAAAUGUAUUUUAACCACCUCAGUAAAGUCUCACCUAAAAAAAUCAAUAUGAAUUUAAGUGAACACGAUAUAGAGAGUUUUUUCUCUUCUUAACCUUAAUGUCAAAAAGGAUUUCCAGCAGGAGAGCUGAAGUCAUAUCGCUGUCUUCAAAGCCAGACUCCAUUGAGAAAAACGAGCUGGUGUUCUAAAUGUUGGUUUUGAUUCACCAAAGUCACAUAAUAACACAGACGAUGAACUGUUUGAGGCAGCGGUACACCAGCAGCUCCUGUGUUCAGUGAGCUAAAAUUACUGUUUUUCUCGAUGGAGUCUGGUGGCUUUGACGAGAACAUAGAUGGUGAACUGGAACCAAUAAAAAUACUCUCAAUAUAAUAAUGUAUGCUUAAACUGAUAUUAAUUAAAUAUAUUUUUUGAUGGGACUUUUUUAGGUAGCUAAAAUAAGUUUUGCUGUUGGCAUCCAUCCACAGCAGCACUUUUCUCAACGUUUAUGUCAGCCUCCAGCCUGCCAACUGACAUUUACUGUUUUCAAUACACCGACUAUGCAUAAGUACCUCGUACAGCCCCGCUCCAAAAACUCUGAGUUAUCCCUUUAAGGCUAUAUACACUCCAUUCACCUAGAUUGUCUGUGCCUGGCUGCAGUGCCUUACACCUGUAUGUGCUACCUUGUGCUUUUCACUGUGCCUUUCAUUACUAUUUGGAGCCCCUGUGGCUGGCACAAAGAGGACAGACUCACAUCUGUGCAAAGCACUGGAGUCUCCUCCACUCAUAUUUCUGAUGAUUUGUGGUAUUACUGUGUUGUGGUGAGACAUGUAUGUCUCAGUCUCUGCAGUCAGAUGUGACAAGGCUACCUCUCUCCUGUAGUCUCUUCUCUGAACGCUCCUGCAGUAACACUCCGUACGUCUGCCUGCUCUUUAUUUCUCGUCCUCCAAACUGUGCUUGACUGAGGUGCACUUAUUUAUAAAAGGCAAGAGAUUGCAACUUUCAGAAGGAGAGAUUUUGAAUGCUGAGCUUGGAUUCAUGUGUGAACAGUGCCGGUUUGGGCGUUUCUCCAUUACUGUUAUGUGUGGCAGAGUUUUUAAAUGCAGAUAAAGCAUACAAAUACCCCUUGUGAAUGUUUAAAGGCACUUUUUAAACUUCUGCAGUGUGUUGAAAACAAGUUUGGACUUGGGAAUAACUGGAGCAAUACCUCACGCUGAAAUAUACAAGUAGCCAUGCAUACAACACACAAACAUAUCGAAAGCAAACAGCUGCCGAUCAUGACGUCACACUCCAAGUCAGCGGUCUUUACAUAAGAGACUGCAAAACAUUUGUAUUUGUAAACCAGCUCUGGUAGUUUUUAAAUUUUCCAUCUAAAUGGUUUUAUUCUCUGUUUAAAGAGAUUCUUUUUUAAUUUUCCAUUAUCUAAAAAAAAAAAAAAUUACAACAUUUUUCACAUACAAAACAUUAAAAAUAAACUUUUUUGCAGGUUGCCUUAAAUUUUUAUGUUGACUGAAUUUGAAAAGGCAAGUCAACUUUAGUCAGUCAAGUUUAUUUUACAGUGAACACUAUGCAUUAAAGGAUGGCCUGAAUCAUGCUGAAGUUUUAUGUCCAAAUGAAAAGUCUGAUGAUUGACAGCAAAAAAAAACCAAAACAAAAGUAUUUGUCUCAUUUCACUCCAUCAUCUACAUUUUGCCACUUCUCUCUCCUCUGAAACUGGACGUAGAAAGCAAACUGCUGAUAACUGCUUUUAUUAUUUUCUUGUAUGAUGACAAUAAGUCAGGAUAUAUUUAAUAUAUGCAUUACGUGUUUUGUCUAUGAAGUGAGAGGAAAAGGUAUAAUAUAUUCUAAAACAUAUUUCUUUUCUUUAUGUACACCUUUUUAGGGAUGAAAAGUCAGAGUAACAAAAGUAGAGGAUUUGUUUUCUUUUUUUUUGCCAAAGUGUCCAAUAGUUUUUAAAAAAUUCAAGGUUAUCGUGUUUUUGUUAUGUGUAAUAUUCUGUUUGCUAUUUUGUACUGGAUUUGCUGUCAUGAGUGGGAACACAAAGGCCUUCUUGUUUAGCUACAUUCGAUCAGUUUUGACAAAUAACUACAACUGGUCCACUGCUGAGUGACAACCCAUUGGCACUUUGAGCUGCUGGUGUUGCAACUCUGUCAGUUUUUGCCAAACUGUUAAAGGUCUGAUUGUGAUUUAACAGCCAUCCGUGUGUUAGAUGGCAGGAACCUGAGUCCCUGUGGUUCUGCCUCCCACUCUAAACACCUGCUUUACUUUCUAUCGCCUGCAUUUCACCCACACUUACAGCGGCAGGAUGAACUCGUGCUCCCUGUGUCAGCCGUGUGGGCCCACAUAUGCCUAGUUUAACAUAGGUGUUACCAUUUAAACUUUUCUUAGUGUGUGCCUUAUUGCCAAUAUGUGCCCUUUGCUAUACCUUUGUAGACCUAUGCAGACUGUUUUCUAUCUGAAGGUUUGUUUAAAAAAAGAAGCUUGUUCUGUAUUGUUAUAUUUAUAGUGAUAAAGUAGAUUAAUAAAGCAUUUUCA
This is a messenger RNA of Plectropomus leopardus (leopard coralgrouper), 6080 nucleotides long. It is a transcript of the gene rbm47, whose product is annotated as RNA binding motif protein 47. NCBI's taxonomy places the organism in Eukaryota, Metazoa, Chordata, Actinopteri, Perciformes, Serranidae. Gene Ontology annotation, molecular function: RNA binding. The record is from RefSeq and is a predicted model, not a curated record.